AUGAAGACUUCCCUGCAGGUGGUGGCACUAUGGGGAAAGAAUGCCCCUCCCCACAGCAUCACUGCCAUCAUGAUCACAGAUGACCAGCAGACGAUUGUGACCGGAAGUCAGGAGGGGCAGCUCUGUCUCUGGAGCCUUUCACCUGAACUAAAGAUUUCAGCUAAAGAACUCCUAUUUGGUCAUUCUACUUCAGUAACAUGUUUAGCAAGAGCGAGGGACUUCUCUAAACAGCCAUAUGUCGUCAGUGCUGCUGAAAAUGGGGAGAUGUGUGUUUGGAAUGUCACCAAUGGACAGUGCGUGGAGAAGGCUACACUUCCUUACACGCACACUGCCAUCUGUUAUUACCACUGCUCAUUCCGGAUGACGGGAGAAGGCUGGCUUCUGUGCUGUGGAGAGUAUCAAGAUAUCCUUAUAAUUGAUGCCAAAACUUUGGCUAUCAUUAACACUUUCACAUCAUCUCAGUCUCCUGAUUGGAUCAACUGCAUGUGCAUUGUUCAUUCYAUGAGAAUUCAAGAAGAUUCUCUCUUGGUGGUAUCAGUAACUGGUGAGCUCAAAGUAUGGGAUCUCUCCUCAUCUAUCAAUAGCAUUCAGGAAAAGCAAGUUGUCUAUGAAAAAGAAUCCAAGUUUCUUGACUCUUUGAACUGCCAGACAAUACGAUUUUGUACAUAUACUGAGAGACUUCUGUUGGUGGUGUUUUCUAAAUGUUGGAAGGUUUAUGAUUAUUGUGAUUUUUCCCUUUUGUGGACUGAAGUUAGUAGAAAUGGGCAGUUCUUUGCUGGUGGAGAGGUGCUUGCUGCUCACAGAAUCCUCAUCUGGACAGAAGAUGGUCACAGUUAUAUCUAUCAGCUGCUGAACAGGUGGGCUCAGAUGGGAGCAGCAUACAAAACAUUCAGUGGCCUUUCAAAAAGCAUAUACCCUGCUGAUGGAAGAGUGCUUAAAGAGACCAUUUAUCCUCAUUUACUGUGCUCUACUUCUGUGGAGGAAAACAAGAGCCUUCCCUUUGUUAUGGGCUACAUGAAUGAAAGGAAAGAGCCUUUUUAUAAGGUACUUUUCUCUGGUGAAGUCUCAGGAAGGAUUACUCUGUGGCACAUCCCUGAUGUUCCCAUAUCCAAGUUUGAUGGUUCUCCUAGGGAAAUACCAAUAACUACCACCUGGACCCUUCAAGAUAAUUUCGAUAAGCAUCAAACUGUGUCUCAAAGUAUUAUUGACCAUUUYUCUGGGCUUGAAGAUGAGGCAGGAACUGCAGUAGUCACUUCAUCAGAGUACGUUCCAAGUCUUGAUAAACUAAUAUGUGGCUGUGAAGAUGGGACAAUUUUCAUUACACAGGCUUUGAAUGCUGCCAAAGCAGGACUUCUAGAAGGGGGUUCUUUAUUAAAAGAUUCUCCCUCUCAUAAAGUUCUCAAAGGCCACCACCAAAGUGUAACUUCUUUACUUUAUCCACAUGGUCUAUCUUCGAAAUUAGACCAAAGUUGGAUGGUGUCUGGGGACCAAGGUUCAUGUGUGAUUUUGUGGGAUAUCUUUACUGAAGACAUUUUGCAUAAGUUCUUUUUGGAAGCUGGUCCAGUAACAAGCCUUUUGAUGUCACCAGAGAACUUCAGACUGAGGGAUGAUCAGAUAAUUUGCUGUGUGUGCAGUGACCAUUCUGUGUCUCUCCUUCACCUGGAGGGGAGGAGGUGCCUCCUGCGUGCUCGGAAGCAUCUUUUCCCUGUGAGGAUGAUAAAAUGGCACCCAGUUGAGAACUUUUUAAUUGUUGGAUGUGCUGACGAUUCUGUCUAUAUCUGGGAAAUUGAAACAGGCACUUUGGAAAGACAUGAGACAGGAGAAAGAGCGAGAAUUAUUCUUAAUUCUUGUGAUGAUUUGCAGCUUCUAAARCCUGAACCUGCACUUUCAGUUACCUCAGAGACACAUAAGCACAAAAGUAUAGAACAGAGAUCCUCCAGCUCCCACCAGCUUGGGCCAAUACCUUGCCCUGGUCUGCAGGUGGAGUCUUCAUGUAAGGUUGCUGACACUAAGUCUUUCCCAACACCUUUUAAUGUCUUGCCUGUGAAAACAAAAUGGAGUAAUGUUGGCUUUCAUAUUCUUCUAUUUGAUCUGGAAAACCUUGUUAAACUUUUGCUGCCGACUCCACUGAGUGCUGCUGACUCUUCCAAUUCAUUCUAUGGUAGUGAAAUCUUGAGGAGAGCCAAGAGCACAGUAGAGAAGACGACACUGACAAUAAAAAGAAAUAAAACUGCUAGUGGUUCUCUCUCAGCAGAAGCCCAAGCCAAGCCUCUCAAUGAUGGCCUGAUCCAAGGAAACAAUGCUAUCAAAUUCAUAGAAGAAAAUGAUAUUAAAAAGCAGAAGAAAACAAARAGCUCCAAGAAGAAGCAUACCAAAGCAUCAAGAAAAGUUGAUGCCAACCUCACAAUAGACACUGCUAAAUUGUUUCUGUCCUGCCUUUUGCCAUGGGGAGUGGAUAAAGAACUAGAUAAUCUCUGCAUUAAUCAUCUCAAUAUUUUAAAGCUUCAGGGUCCUGUUUCCUUAGGGCUUGCUUCAAAUGAAGACCACUUCUCAUUGAUGCUGCCAGGUUGGGAUUUAUGCAAUACWGAAAUGAAGAAAGAGUACUCCAGAGUAAAUUUAUUUUCCAGAAAAGUUUUGGACUUGUCAAAUAAAUACACAGCCACUCUUCCAAAUCAUGUUGGAACACCAAGAAGACUGGAAAAUAAUUGUGAUUCUUUCGAGGAGUCAAAUACUAUAGUUUAUUUAUUGAGCAGACUCUUUUUAGUUAAUAAGUUAGUCAACAUGCCUUCAGAACUGGCCUGUGAUUUUGACAGAUUCUUCAAAACAGAAUCUAUGCAUAAUAAGAUGAAAAGUCCUGGGAAUGAUAUUUUGCAUAUUUCAAGCUUCUAUGGUUACUUAAGAAAUGGUAAGAAUGAAUCUCAUAUGACUGACGCUGACCUUCCGCUUUUGAAGCUAAUCUCAUGUUGGCGAGACCAGUCUGUGCAGGUAACUGAAGCAAUACAAGCUGUUCUCUUGGCUGAAGUGCAACAGCACAUGAAAAGUUUGAGAAAGACGCCAAUUGACAGUCAACCAGUGUCCACAGCAGAGAAUGGUAACUAUGAGAUGAUGCAGAUCCCAAAGAAGAAGGAGUGGACUGAGGAACUAGAAUUACAGUGUAUUAGAAACACUUCAGCUCCACAAACUCCAGUCAGUCCGGUCAAGCAUGACAGCAACUCAAACUCGGCAAACUUCCAAGAUGCUGAGGACAUGCCUGACAGAUGUGUCUUGGAAGAGUCUGAGAGUCCAGGUGAUCCAAGGCAUCAUUCAUGGAUGGCAAAGGUGUGCUCCUGCAAGGUGUGCUAACUAGAAUCUCACUGUGGCAAUGGAUUUGGACAAACCAAGAAACCCCCAAACAAGCCCUUGCUUUAUUGUCACAUAAAAGCAAUGUUGUUCUUGGUCUAUAAUUUACUAAAACUUUAACCAGAGUGUCCUGAAAGUAUAAAAACAAAUUGAAAAUACCUGAAUUUUCCUUUUAGAAAAUCAUUGUCUAAAUCAUUCCAUGUUCCUCAUUUUCCUUAAUAUCUCCAACAAGGAAUGCCAGCCCACACAUACAAAUUGAACAUUGCUUUAGAUUUGCUUCCAURUUUUCAGUCCCUGAAUUAUAUAAUAAGAAACACUUCUCAAUUUAAUGUUGCUUCAAUGUGUUUAAUAUAAAACUUCACCAAAUUUGACUUGUUAGGUUAGAACAUUUUGUUUUAGUAGAUGCCUAAUUGACACCAAUCAUUGCAGUAAAUCGCAUCCCCAAGCAUGGCAUGUUUUGAGUAAAUGAACAGUUUCACACAGUCAUCAAUUUACCCAAAUAAGUGAUACRUGGUAUGGCAGUACACUGUACAGCCUGGUUAAUUUCUAAUGACACUGAGGCUUUAGCAAAAGGUUGAUCUUUUGGGCCAUAUAGAUGUGAACUAGAAACAGGGAAUCUACUUAUAACACUUCACAAUUGAUUCUUAUUAAGUAUAUACUCUUACAGUUCUUUUCCCAGAAAGAAGCUUGACUAGCAGGAAUUCUAAAACUAAAAUAUGCAAAGCAAUAUAAAUAGAAAUUGACAUAAAGUGCUCAUCUAUCAAGGCCUUUAGUGAUCAGAUUUAUUUGCCGUGAUUUAUACUAUACAAUUUCUUAACUUAUAGAAAAUCAUCAAAGACUAUAAAUGUGCAUAUGUUAUGAAUACAAAUAUUGCCUAAUCUGUAGGAAAAAAAUGGAAAUAAAGUAUUAAAUAUAUGAAACAUAGUUCUAUCUCAGGGAAUGUCAAGUCCCUUCAAUUUAGCAGACACAUUUUUGAGCACCAACUUCAGCUCCAAUGCCUGGGUACAGGGUACAGGGUACAGGAGGCAGGGGAGAUGGGAGAUAAGAGGACUCUGUGACUGAAAUGGAAUAGUCUUUGUCUUUGAGGACUUAUAAUUAAUGUUUGGCCUGGAUGAAUAUUCCAGACAGAAAUUGAGUAUGACCCCUUUAAAGCCAAUUAAAGUGUGUGCUCUUUGUUUCCUAAAAUGUACUGCCCCUGCUUAAAAUUACUUUUGAGUUGUAAUUCAGAAACUGUAACAUGUUGUUAAUAAGAACAAUAGUGAAAAUUUUUCAUCCUUUGRAAAAUUGCACAUAUACAUUUUCCCACUUUGGAAAAAAUCUACUUCUAACAAGUUUCAAAAUAAAGGAAAGUAGUAAGUUAGGCAAUGGAAUAUAUUUUCUUGCAUGCUGUGUUGUGGCUCUCAAGCCUAUUAAAAGAACUCUCAAAAACACUUUGAUGACAAUAUCAAAUGAGUGUAUGUUCUCUCAAAGGGAAAUUUUAAUUAUUAAACCUAUUUGUAUGCUCAAGUUCUGGUAUGUAUGUUGAAAAUGAGAUUUAUUAUUUUUAUACCUAUAUUCUAUUAUUCUCCUUCUCAAAYAAGAGUAACAACAAGUUUAACAGAUGCUAUACUUAGUAUAUUUUGGUKGGCAGGAGUCUAAAUUAACCAAUAAUAAAUCCCCAAUGAUUAUUUUAUGAUGUCACCAGCUAUCAGAAAUUAGAAAUGGCAUAAACUUGACUUUAAUGAGUAGGAGUUUUACUAAUUCUGGAGGCCAAUAUUAUUAACUCUGAAGWCYUAAUUUCUAAAAAUGAGAGUUGUAGAGAAAAUUAAAUUAUGCUACCCUAAUAUCCAUGUGCAAACAUGCUGAUGUAACAAAUCCAUUUGUCUGUUUUAAAAUGAUUUAUUUUAUUUAUAUUGACUUACAUUUAACAUGUUUUAGUACUUUUCAUUGUAGGGAGACUUGAAGUAGCAGUUACCAUGCAAUUCAUUAGAUUAACCAUGCAGUAAUCUUAACCACUUGGUACCAGUUAAAAACUCAUGAUGCUUGAUCUGGUGGUUGU
Urocitellus parryii (Arctic ground squirrel) is the source of this 5377-nucleotide messenger RNA. It is a transcript of the gene Wdr72, whose product is annotated as WD repeat domain 72. Lineage: Eukaryota; Metazoa; Chordata; Mammalia; Rodentia; Sciuridae. Gene Ontology annotation, cellular component: cytoplasm. Gene Ontology annotation, biological process: protein localization to plasma membrane. The record is from RefSeq and is a predicted model, not a curated record. Gene Ontology annotation, molecular function: protein binding.